This is a messenger RNA of Hyposmocoma kahamanoa, 1940 nucleotides long. Its product is annotated as WW domain-binding protein 11. The coding region runs from base 355 to 1251 and encodes 298 amino acids. The record is from RefSeq and is a predicted model, not a curated record. Lineage: Eukaryota; Metazoa; Arthropoda; Insecta; Lepidoptera; Cosmopterigidae. The transcript is spliced from 5 exons.
ACGAGAACGUGCGCGCGCGCAUAUCCGCCCGUGUUGCGCCGUCACACUCACGCGAAAAUAUAUUUUAAAAAUUCAACGUGAAAUUAAAUGUAGUGAUUCGAACUGCGAAACGAAAAUUUGUGACGAAUCUUUUACUUUCUAGUGUCAUUACGAGAUUGUUUCUUUUUACGGAUCUGGAGUUACCAGAGACAUUAUUUGUUGGAUUUGCUUAAGAUCUUGCUAUCGGCCGAGGUGGGAACCGUCAAUUUGUCCUGAAAACAUCCAAUAGAGCCGGCGAAGAACAGUAGAGCUAAGUUCCUGAAGCGCUCUCAAUAACGCCACUGCUAUUCUUCUAUAACCAAAAACAGAAGCACGAUGGAGUACCCCACUUUGUUUAUAGCUCUGGGGUUACUAAUGCUGGCGUACCACGGGCAAAGCGCGCCCAGUGGAAGAAGAUCUCGAGCUGCAAAGCUAUCGGAUCCAGAACAUACGACUAACCGCGAUAGUAAACUGCAAGACGAGUUCAAGGAAACUACAACAAAUCCACCCAAUCCACCAUCCAACAGAAAAAAUAAAGCCCUGAAUCUCUUCGGAUACUACCCCUCAUUUCUAUCAUCGGGACUUGACUACAACGAAGACGACGACGAUGACGUAGUCUUCGCUGUUAAUGACGACAACAUCGAUGAUGACGAUCUCUCCCGAACCAUUCCUUCGAGGCGGCGCCAGCAGAACAAGAAGAAAAACAGCAAUGGAAACAGCUUCCAGAACGAUAAUAUAAAUUCUCUUCAGUAUGACAACUCACCUAUCUUCUAUAUUAGACUGCCUCCCACUCCUUAUAUGUUUGUACCGGGUUUGGGGUACGUGUCGCAGCCACCGAACAUCGGCCCACCUAUGUCGCCUUUUACCCCACCUGGUGUACCUCCUCAAGUAGACCCUUUUAUUAACUUGCCUCUAGAUUUUGUUUCGAACGGCAAGCCAACUGGCGUAUACCAAUGGAGUGGUUCUGAAGGAUACCAACCUCAAAUACCUCAAAUGUCUCCCGUGGAUCCCUUUGGAUAUGGAGCCCCACAACCUGUUAUGCCACCAUCUCGACCCAGCUACAACAUUCCCUCAUAUUCCAACCCUAAACCUAAACCAGCUCCAACUAAUUCUAAAGUAACCGAUCUUAAAGGUCAGUACGUCUUCAACGGGAAGCCAGGCGACAGUGUCUACGUCCUUAGAGAUACAUACAACUCUAUAUACUCAGACGCCUUACAGAACUUCUACCCUUAAACAUACGCUGUGAAAGUAUAGAAAUCGUAUGACUGGCUCGUAUCGAGCUGUUGUAAGUUAUUAAGGAACACAAACAAAUGUAAACGAGGGACCACUUACAAUUAAUGAAAGUUGAAAAUCGAGAACUCGGAAUGUUUCAUUAAAACGAAGUAAAAUGACUAUUGAAAUGACAAUACUUUGAGUCACGCAAAUAUCAGUUGGGCUGUUAUAAUCCAGUACUUUAUAUUUAACUCCUUUUGUAAUAAUAGGUAUGCCACUUUUUCAAAAUAAUCAAAAUUAUUCCACUAACAAUAAAUGUACCUAUCUAAUUUACGAACUGCCUGCAUUUUACUUUAUUUUUUCUUUUCUUAUACUUUUACCUAAAAAUACUCAGGUUGUAAUGUAUGUAUACUAAACAACGAAUAUUUAAUAGACAAAUAAUCAGUAGGUAAGAAAAUUUUCGAAGGCCGGGCAUAGCGCGAAAUUUCAAAAAGAUGUAUGAAUACUUAAAAAAAAUUAAGAAGCACUUGAUUUUACUUCAACGUCUGUUUCUUUAUUUCUAAGCUAUCAACUAAUUAGAAUAAGUAUAAGAAUAAUUCAGUGAUUUUAAGUAAAUAUGUGACUUGUUAAGAUUUUGAGUCAGUUUUAGUGUUUAGAUUAACUUUACAUAAUAUUAUUAACAUUAAAUUAUUACGCUAAUAUUUAUUAUU